Messenger RNA from Gasterosteus aculeatus aculeatus (three-spined stickleback), 853 nucleotides. RefSeq names its product zinc finger protein 593 (gene znf593). Lineage: Eukaryota; Metazoa; Chordata; Actinopteri; Perciformes; Gasterosteidae. The record is from RefSeq and is a predicted model, not a curated record. Gene Ontology annotation, molecular function: nucleic acid binding; zinc ion binding.
CUAUCAUGUUCGCAGAAUCGUGGUGUUUAGCGCCCCCCUGUGGUACUUUUGUUUUCCUACUUUCCGUGACCCGGAAAUACAUUUCAGUCCUCUCGGCCACGCGUGUGAAAGGAUCCGCCAUGGGGAAGUCCAAACAAACGGGAAAUCACAACAGCGACAAAAAGAAGAGCAUCUCAAAGACAUGGAAGACUAAACGCAGGACCAAGGACCUGGACCAGAUCCACGCGGACAUGAAGCCCGAGACCGCCGCCAAGCUGCUGCACCAGAAGGUCGACGUGGAUGUGACGGGCUGUGCGCAACACUACUGCUUACACUGCGCGAGAUAUUUUGUGGACUUGAGAUCCAUGAAGGAGCACUUCAAAACUAAAGUGCACAAAAGACGGUUGAAAAAGCUCAGCGAGGAGCCCUACACACAGGCGGAGGCAGAGCGAGCAGCGGGAAUGGGCUCCUACAUCCAACCAAAAAAGGUUGAAGUGAAGACACAGGCUGUGGAAGAGGACAUGGUCUGAGAGCUGCUUACUGAAUCUAUGGACUGAUCAAUUAAAUUGCAGAAGCAUUUACACAAUUGCUUAUAUUCUUUCUUGCUGUGACAAAUGUUCAGUGCAUUUUAGGUGAUUUUUUUUUGACACACUUCUUUUGUCUGUGUUUGUGCAGUAUUUUUAGCUAGUGGUCAUCCGGCAAUCAACAAAGCAGGAAAGUCUCAUCUUAAUCUGGCCAAUGUAAUGUGACAUGUGUCUUUAAAAAUAGUGAUCAUUUGUGUAAUACUAAUAAGCUUUAACAUAUAGUCGAUGGACUGCAUUCAUGCUUGACUACAAAGUUUGAUUAAAACAUUGUUUCAUCAGUUAUUUUGAAA